Messenger RNA from Letharia columbiana, 756 nucleotides. RefSeq lists its product as uncharacterized. The record is from RefSeq and is a predicted model, not a curated record. NCBI's taxonomy places the organism in Eukaryota, Fungi, Ascomycota, Lecanoromycetes, Lecanorales, Parmeliaceae. Bases 1 to 756 code for a protein of 251 amino acids. The transcript is spliced from 2 exons. Gene Ontology annotation, molecular function: protoporphyrin ferrochelatase activity; precorrin-2 dehydrogenase activity. Gene Ontology annotation, biological process: siroheme biosynthetic process.
AUGCCAGAGGACUUUCCAGCUAUUGAAGGUGGUGGCUCACUAAUUCUUGCUUGGCAGAUUCGAAAUAAGCGAGUGCUCGUGGUGGGAGGGGGAGAAGUAGCAGCAGGUCGCAUUCUCAACGUCCUUAACGCGGACGCCAAAGUAACCCUCAUAUCCCCUCGCGGUGGCCUCAACCCAGAAGUGGCAUAUCGUAUAGAAAAGGGCCAAGUGGACUACCAUGACCGCAAGUUUGAGCCGUCAGACCUGGACAAUGUCGACAUGGUUCUCACAGCCAUUGACGACCCUGACGCAUCCACCACCAUUUGGAAGUUGUGUAAAGAGAAAAAGGUAGCGGCCAAUAUCGCCGACGUGCCUCCGGAAUGCGACUUCUACUUCGGUAGCGUCCACAGAGAUGGGCCAUUACAGAUCAUGGUGUCUACGAACGGCAACGGACCGAAGCUGGCCAGUAUCGUGCGGAAGCAGAUUGCGAAGAACCUGCCCAAGAAUAUUGGGGCGGCCGUACAGAAAGUUGGUAUGUUGAGGAAGAAGUUGAGGAAAGUGGCGCCAGACAUCGAAGAGGGUCCAAAGAGGAUGGGGUGGAUGAGCAAAGUGUGCGAACAAUGGAGUUUGGAGGAUCUAGUGGAGAUGGAGGAGAAGGAUAUGGAGAAUUUGUUGGGCUUCUACAAGCCUAAUACUGUGCCUACGUUCGAGGAGAUACGGUGCGGCGAUUUGGCCGAUGGCUCUGCGUUUGAUGGGAGUUUUGGGUGGUGGAUAUGA